GGAAACGGAAGUAGUACAGUGAUGUCAUUCCCCUCGUCCGCCAUUGUCAACGCCCAGUGCCUUUUAUUAGUGAAGCGGACAGUCAUCCAAACGGUGUAGCUGAGGAAAGACAGUAAUAAUGCAGACUAUAAAAUGUGUUGUCGUUGGAGAUGGGGCAGUUGGAAAGACAUGUUUACUUAUUUCCUAUACAACAAAUAAGUUUCCAUCUGAAUAUGUUCCAACAGUAUUUGAUAACUAUGCAGUGACAGUAAUGAUUGGUGGUGAGCCAUAUACAUUGGGAUUAUUUGACACAGCUGGACAAGAAGAUUAUGACAGGUUAAGGCCCUUAAGUUAUCCUCAAACAGAUGUUUUCUUGGUGUGUUUUUCUGUUGUUUCACCAUCAUCUUUUGAAAAUGUAAAAGAAAAAUGGGUACCAGAAAUUACUCAUCAUUGUCAGAAGACACCAUUCUUACUGGUAGGGACACAGAUUGAUCUUCGAGAUGAUGCUGCUACCAUAGAAAAGUUAGCAAAAAAUAAACAGAAGCCAAUAACUAUUGAACAAGGAGAGAAAUUAGCUAAAGAACUAAAAGCAGUGAAAUAUGUUGAAUGUUCUGCAUUGACUCAGAAAGGACUAAAGAAUGUAUUUGAUGAAGCAAUACUUGCUGCUUUGGAGCCACCGGAACAGAAACCCAGACGAAAAUGCAUCCUCCUAUAGACUAUUUAUUCUCAUUCUUCAAUUUUAUUGUGUUUUCUUCAGCCUCUAUUCAGCAUUGAUGUAAAAAAAGAGAAUUAAAAAAAAGACAGGUAUUUACACCUGAUAAUUGUAAUCUGCCUUGUCUGGAAUAAGUUUGUCAUGUCCUUAAAAAUUAUAUUGAAAAAAGGAAAUAUAUAUUACAUUUAUAAAUUUUGUUAUGUCAUCCAUUCCCAAAUUGACAAAUCUUUUGGACAUGGCUUAUUUAAUACAGCUGUACUAAUUAUAAACAAUAAAAACAGAUCCUGUAUAAGUCUGCAGUUAGAGAACUGCAUUAGUAUAUGCCAUUUAUACUAGGAGACAGGAAAUUUUUUCAUGGC
Molecule: messenger RNA, 1050 nt
Organism: Centruroides sculpturatus (bark scorpion)
Lineage: Eukaryota; Metazoa; Arthropoda; Arachnida; Scorpiones; Buthidae
Product: cdc42 homolog
Exons: 5
Coding region: 119-694 (191 amino acids)
Biological process (GO): small GTPase-mediated signal transduction
Molecular function (GO): GTP binding; GTPase activity
Source: RefSeq, a predicted model, not a curated record